Messenger RNA from Hydatigera taeniaeformis, 1071 nucleotides. Lineage: Eukaryota; Metazoa; Platyhelminthes; Cestoda; Cyclophyllidea; Taeniidae. The record is from the annotation of a GenBank genome assembly.
AUGCUUCUCUGCGUGCGCUGCGGAUCAAAGGGCCUUCUAAAGAGACCAAAGACGGGUGAUGUUCUCUGUCGUGAUUGCUUCCUCUGGUGUUUUGAGGAGGAGAUUCACUGGACAAUAGAAUCAGCAAGGCUCCUCUGCCGCGGUGAUAAGGUGGCCAUUGGAGCUUCUGGUGGGAAAGAUUCGACUGUCCUUGCUUAUAUUAUGAAACUGUUAAACGAACGUCAUGACUACGGUGUUGAGCUAAUUCUCCUUUCCAUUGAUGAAGGAAUUGCGGGUUAUCGGGACGACUCUUUAGAGUCGGUAAAGCGCAAUCAGGAGCGAUAUGAGUUGCCAUUGAAGAUUCUCUCCUACAAGGACCUUUACGGUUGGUCCAUGGAUGACAUUGUUCAGAAAAUCGGCUUAAAGAAUAACUGCACGUUUUGUGGCGUCUUUCGUCGGCAGGCUCUUGAUCGAGGAGCAAUACUUGUUGGCGCUAAUAAAAUAUGCACCGGGCACAAUGCUGACGACAUUGCAGAGACAGUUAUGAUGAAUGUACUCAGGUGUGAUAUAAGCCGUCUUAAACGCUGUACGGAUAUCAUAACCGGGGCGGAUGGGACUUUGCCUAGAUUUAAACCAUUCAAGUAUGCCUACGAAAAGGAAAUAGUCAUGUAUGCUCAUGCGCGAAAGCUGGACUACUUCUCAACGGAAUGCAAGUAUGCACCGAAUAGUUAUCGGGGCCAUGUUAGAGCCUAUAUUAAAGACCUGGAAAACCUGCGUCCACGAAGCAUCCUCGAUAUCAUCGCUUCUGGUGAACAAAUGACUAUCAAAGAGGGUGUGAAGGUUGCCGUUCAGGGGAACUGCGCUGCUUGCGGGUAUAUUUCGAGCCAGAAGUUCUGUCAGGCCUGCGUCCUUCUAAAGACUCUCAACGACGGCCUUCCAGAAAUUGCAAUUAGUGAAGAUGGUGUUGCACGGCGACCGCGUUCAAAGAAAACCACGGAAGAAGUAGCCAAGUCUCUGGACGACGUGGACUUUAACAAAGUUGCCUCUCGUGAAAGCGGGUGCACGGUUUCCUGUCUCUCUCCUGACGGCUGA